Oncorhynchus nerka (sockeye salmon) is the source of this 3041-nucleotide messenger RNA. Its product is annotated as protocadherin-1-like. Gene Ontology annotation, biological process: homophilic cell-cell adhesion. Lineage: Eukaryota; Metazoa; Chordata; Actinopteri; Salmoniformes; Salmonidae. Gene Ontology annotation, molecular function: calcium ion binding. The record is from RefSeq and is a predicted model, not a curated record. The transcript is spliced from 3 exons. Gene Ontology annotation, cellular component: plasma membrane. The coding region runs from base 6 to 3041 and encodes 1011 amino acids.
UGGUGAUGGACUUCAUGGAACUGCACAUGGGAGCGGUUUUGUUGUGGGUCCUGGUGUUGGAUUUCGGUGGUUGGGCUGAGGCUGGUAUCCUGUACCGUGUCCAGGAGGAGCAGCCGCCCAGCACGCUGAUAGGCAGCCUGGCAUCAGACCAGGGCCUGCCAGACUCUGGUCACCUUUACAAGCUAGAGGUGGGCGCUCCAUACCUGCGUGUAGAUGGGAAGACAGGGGACAUCUUUACCACAGAAAUUCCCAUAGACAGGGAGACACUGAGAGCCUGCCGCAGCAUGGUCAGGGGCAAACCCUGCUUCCUUGAGUUUGAAGUGUCUGUCACAGAUCUGAUCCACAACCAAAGCCCCAGGCUCAUCGAGGGUCGCAUCGAGGUCCAGGACAUCAACGACAACACUCCGCAAUUCCCCUCCCCUGUGCUCACAAUCUCUGUCCCAGAAAACACCCACAUGGGGGCGCUGUUCUCCAUCCCCCUGGCCACAGACAGGGACUCGGAGAGGAACAGGGUGGCCGACUACGCCCUAACCGCGGGGCCAGAUGCAGCGACUCUCUUCGGCCUGCAAGUGGCAGAGGACAGGGGAGAGAAGCUGCCCCAACUCAUCGUCCUGGGAAGUCUGGACCGGGAGCUCAAGGACAGUUACGACCUGAACAUUAAGGCUGUGGAUGGAGGUAACCCCCAGCGCUACAGCAGUGCCUUGCUGAGAGUGGUAGUUGCUGACGCAAACGACAAUGCGCCAAAGUUUGACAAGGCCACGUAUGAGGCUGAAGUGUCAGAAAACAGCCCUGUGGGACAUUCCGUGUUGCAGGUGAAAGCCAAUGACUCUGACAUGGGCCCCAAUGGAGAGAUAGAGUAUACGCUACACCAGGCAUUAGACCCAGUGCCAAAACUCCUGCGAAUUGAUCGUUCCACUGGCAUCAUCUAUGUCAAAGGGCCUUUGGAUCGGGAAGAAAUCAGCGAUUUGACAUUUUACGUAGUGGCCAGAGACAAAGGUCCCCAACCCAAAAGUUCCAAGACCUUUGUUACUAUCGAGGUGACUGACCAGAACGACAAUUCCCCUGCUGUGGAGAUCCGUGGGAUCGGCCUGGUGAGCCACAGUGACGGUGUGGCAAACAUAUCAGAGGACAUGCCCGUGGGCACGGCGGUGGCCUUGGUCCAGGUGUCUGACAGGGAUGAGGGGGAGAAUGCAGUGGUCACCUGUGUGGUGGCAGGGGACGUGCCUUUCCAGCUGCGCCCGGCCAGUGAAUCGUCCACUGACAACAAGAGAAAAUAUUUCCUGCAGACCACCACCCCACUGGACUAUGAGAAGGUAAGGGAAUACCGUGUGGAGAUUGUGGCUGUUGAUUCUGGCAAUCCAGCUCUCUCCAGUACUAACUCAUUAAAGGUGCAGGUGACUGAUGUUAAUGACAACUCUCCAGUGUUUUCCCUGACCCUGUUCGAGGUUAACUUUACAGAGGAGAACCAGCCAGGGGACAAGGUCGUGGACGUGGUUGCCACAGACCCUGACAGUGGCACUAAUGCAGAGCUUGUCUAUAGCAUCGUAGCAGACACAUCUACUAGAGGCCUGUUUGAGAUUGACCCUGACUCAGGGGAGGUGAGGGCACAAAGCCCUCUGGACAGAGAACAUAGAGCACAUUAUGAGUUCAGGGUCACCGCAGCCGAUAAAGGCUCCCCCAGUCACAGAGGAACAGCCACGGUCGUGGUCAAUGUGCUGGACCGCAAUGACAACGACCCUAAGUUCAUGCUGAGUGGCUACAGUUUCUCUGUUCUGGAGAACAUGCCCCCACUCAGCGCUGUUGGGAUGGUGACGGUGCUGGACAUAGAUCAGGGAGAGAACGCAAGAGUGCAGCUCUCUGUGGAGCCAGACGGAGGAAGGUUUGUGGUUCAGAACGGAACAGGAACCAUCCUGUCCAGCAUCUCCUUUGACCGGGAAAAGGAGAGCAGCUUCAGUUUCCGUCUGAAGGCCGUGGAUGGGGGAGAGCCUCCCAGGUCCUCCUAUGUAGGCAUUACCAUCAAUGUCCUGGAUGAAAACGACAAUGAUCCUGUGGUCACCAAGCCCUCCAACUCCUCCUUCAGACACCUGUCCCCUCUAGGUUCCCCAGACAGCCGUGUGGAGCUAGUGGAAGCUGAAGACCUGGACACUGGGCCCAAUGCAGAGCUGGUCUUCAGCAUCACUGGUGGAAACCCUUAUGAACUCUUCAGCAUCUCCUCCACUACUGGGGAGAUCACCCUGGCCAAGGAGCUGACCCAGAAACAUGGUGGGCUCCAUCGCCUGGUGGUUAGGGUGAGUGACAGAGGCAAGCCUGCACGCCACACUACUGCCCUGGUGCAUAUCUUCGUCAAUGAGACCAUCUCUAAUGUCAGCCUGGUGGAGGCGCUGGUGGGACACAGUCUCUACACGCCUCUGGAGACAGACAUCGCUGGUGACCCUGACUACGGCCUUGCCGCCCAGCGCAGUAACAUCCUGUACGGCAGCCUGGCUGGAGUGGCAGGCGUUGUCAUGGUGAUUGUGGUGGUGGUGUUUAUUCGCCACCGCAUUCAGAGGGAGACGAAGAGUGGCUACCAGGCUGGCAAGAAGGAGACCAAGGACCUUUACACCCCCAAGCAGGGGCCCAAGAACGGCAAAGGCAAGAAGGGCAGGAAAGGAAAGCCCUCUAAGUCGCCCAAGCCCUUGGGAGAGGAGGAAGAGGUCAGCCUCCAGAAGAGUCUCAAGUUCAACCUGGAUGGGGUCAACGACAGCCCCAGGAUCCACCUGCCCCUGACAUAUCCCCCAGGUAGCCCAGACCUGGGCAGACACUACCGCUCCAACUCUCCCCUGCCCUCCAUCCAGCUGCAGGCCCAGUCACCGUCGGCCUCCCAGAAGCAUCAUGUGGUCCAGGACCUCCCUGCCACUAACACCUUCGUAGGGAUAGGAGGAGAUGACAACUCAACAGGUUCAGACCAGUACUCGGAUUAUAGCUACAAGGCCAGCCAGCCAAAGUACAACAGCAAACAGAAACUCUCAGUUCAGAGCAAAUCCAUGCCAUCCAUGAUGUAG